UCAGUUUUAGCUUAAAAACCCAAAACCAGAAAACUGUUAUGUAUUCUUCAAUUCCCAUACAAUGUUUUCGGUGUUCUAUGGCUUGUAAAAGGAUUAUGUGUGUUUCAAAUUACACUGAUUCAUUUAGUGGUUACUCAAGAACAAUAUGUAAUAUUAUUUCUUCUAAUAUGGGGAAUAAUAUUCUACAGAAUAAACAUCGAAGAAUUAACAAUUCCAAUUUUAAAUUUUCAACGAUUCACACUUUAAAACGGGAGGAUGGAAAUGAGGUUGAAAUCAAAAAAAUGGACUGGAAAGACUUUGAUAAGCAUUGUCUUGAAACAAUUGAUAUCAAUUUUCCUGCAACACCAGAUCAUUCACAAUCAUUUGCGGAUUUUGCCAAUUAUUCAAAAAGUUUGAAAGCACUGAUAACAAUGGGUGUUGAGCUUCAUUCAAUUGAAAGAACACACCCCAAAGCACUAGAUUUCUUGGCAACUCUAGACUUAAUUAAUGACAUGAAGCCAAAAGUUGAAUUUUUAAUAAAUCUUGGAAUAUUACAUGAAGAAGUAAGCCGAAUUAUCACAAAGAAUCCUCUUAUCUUGGAUCCUAAAUUGGACAUACAGAAUAUGAAAGAAGUAGUUGACUAUCUCUCAGACAAAAAGUUUACAAAAGAAGAAAUGUUGUCCUUAAUAGUUAGAUGUCCAGCUGUGCUAUCUAACUCUGUCCUUGAGUUGGAUAGCAUUUUGGGAUUUUACCAAAAGCUUGCUACAAACAGAUCAGAACGAAAAAUUCAAUUCACAAAUAAAGAACUGAAAAUUAUAAUAAUCAGGUGUCCAAUACUUAUUUUAAGCAAUCUAUAUGGAGUAUAUGAACAAGUCAGAACUUUGGAACUUUCUUGUGAAUUCACAUUAUUACAAAUAAGAAAGUUAAUUUUGGGAUUUCCCCACAUACUUAUCAAAGAUGCUAAGCAACUUGAUCUUUUAUACAAAUUCUAUAAUCGAGAGAUGGGAUAUUCAAAUGAAGAACUUGUUGAUUUUCCAAUGGCAUUCGGUUCAAGAAUAGGGAUUGUAAUGGAGCGCCAUUAUUUUUUGAAACAUUUGAAAAAAGCACAAUAUAAAAGAGAUAAACCAGGUUAUAUAUCAUUAGAUGAUGUGUUUCGUGGUACAGAUGGAAUUUUUUGUGAGAAACAUGGACAAGAUGUCAGAACUUUCAGGAAAUUUAUUAAAACUCUGUAGUUACUGCUUCCAUAUGUGAUGCAGUAUUUUGUAAUAAGUCAUAGCACUUUCGUGUCGCUUUCGCCAAUAAAGAAAAUUUACUUUGUUAUAUAAUUGUUAGCAGUUAAUAGUUCUGCUCAUUCUAUUCACCAUUGGCAGUUGUAGUAUGCUGGGAAUGGGUUAAAAAAUGUCCACCUCUACAAUUCUG
Messenger RNA from Styela clava, 1398 nucleotides. Its product is annotated as transcription termination factor 3, mitochondrial-like. Lineage: Eukaryota; Metazoa; Chordata; Ascidiacea; Stolidobranchia; Styelidae. The record is from RefSeq and is a predicted model, not a curated record. Gene Ontology annotation, biological process: regulation of DNA-templated transcription; mitochondrial transcription; mitochondrial ribosome assembly. Gene Ontology annotation, cellular component: mitochondrion. Gene Ontology annotation, molecular function: double-stranded DNA binding.